Molecule: messenger RNA, 371 nt
Organism: Triticum urartu
Lineage: Eukaryota; Viridiplantae; Streptophyta; Magnoliopsida; Poales; Poaceae
Product: monothiol glutaredoxin-S9
Source: RefSeq, a predicted model, not a curated record
CGGCUCAUGGCCGUGCACAUCUCCGGCGAGCUCGUGCCCAUGCUCAAGGACGCCGGCGCGCUCUGGCUGUGAGACAAAUCGGAGACGCAUAUACGGGACGGGCCUUCUGAUUGGGAGUUCGUAGUUAGCAAUCUUUUCUCCCUGUUUUCAUUUCUCCUUUUGACUCUUGGGAUCAAUCAGUAAUGGUGAUGCUAUUAGGGAUAGUUAGCUAGUCGAUGAUAAUUUUAAAUUCUUUCAAGUGAAUUUAGUUUCGACCACACACGCCUGUAAAUAGAUCGACGAGUGAAGAUAGAUGUACUGUACUGGAGUAUUUAGCACUGUAUGUAAAUGAUGUUCGUUCCAAUUGUACAGCAGCUAGCUUUGCAUGGUUC